Messenger RNA from Coffea eugenioides, 4050 nucleotides. RefSeq lists its product as uncharacterized. Gene Ontology annotation, molecular function: nucleic acid binding; RNA-DNA hybrid ribonuclease activity. NCBI's taxonomy places the organism in Eukaryota, Viridiplantae, Streptophyta, Magnoliopsida, Gentianales, Rubiaceae. The record is from RefSeq and is a predicted model, not a curated record. The transcript has a single exon. Bases 1 to 4050 code for a protein of 1349 amino acids.
AUGUAUGAUCUUCAAUUGGUGGUUGUUGUUGAACCUAAAUUGAGGGUGGAGUCAAUCACUAAUAUUAGAAUUAAAUUGGGGAUGGAUUGUUGCUUGUUCAAUCUUUGGGGUUCUGUUUGGAUUUUCUACCGGUCGUUGUUUACGUGUCAGAUUACAGGGGAGUCUCCCCAACAUCUAACUAUUAGAGUUAAAUCUCAUUUUUUUCAAGACUUCAUUACUUUAUCUUGUAUACAUGCGAAGUGUACGGAGCAGGAAAGAGAAAACUUGUGGAAUGCACUUUUGGGGGAUAAACCCGACUUCAACCCUUGGUUUUUGAUAGGAGAUUUCAAUGUGGUCAUAAAUACCGAGGAGAAGAGGGGUGGAUUGCCAUUUAGACCGUCGGAGGGAUCAGAAUUUUUGAAUUUCAUGACGAUGGCCGGUGUCUGUGAUGCGGGAUUCUCUGGUUCAAGAUAUACCUGGUGUAAUAACCGUUCGGGAACGGCGCGGAUAUGGAAACGUCUGGACCGCUUACUUCUAUGCGGGCGUGCUUUAGAGCUUCCAUACCAAAUCAUGGUGCAACAUUUAGGACGUGACCCGUCGGAUCAUGCUCCAUUAUUGUUGUCGGUGGAUACGAAACUAGAUAACAAACCCAAGCCGUUCCGUUUCUUAAACAUCUGGACUACUCAUCCUGGUUUACUGGGGGUUAUCAAGGAUUGUUGGGCUCAACCAGUCAAUGGUUCUCCUUUGCAAGUAUUGGCCUUGAAGUUGAGGAAUGUUAAAAAUGCCCUCAAGCAAUGGUCUAGAACGACAUUUGGGGAUAUUUUUCAGGGAGCACGUGAUGCCGAACGUAUGGUAACAGAGGCUGAAACAGCAUACGACCUGGAUCCUACUGAGCAACGGCGGAGCGAGUUACAUCAUGCUCGGGCUCGGUUACGCAGAGCGCUUAUAGUUGAGGAGGGUUUUUGGAAACAAAAGGCGCGGGUAAGGUGGCUCUCGGACGGAGAUAGGAACACCAAAUAUUUUCAUUCCUUGGUCACGGAAAGGAGGCAUAGGGCAGUAAUUCAUCGGAUCAAAGAUACCGCUGGAGAGUGGAUCGAUGAGGAAUGCCAGAUUGGGGAAGCAGCAGUGGGUUUCUUUAAGGAGCUUUUCACAGCAGAGGGGGGCCUUCCUUGCCUUACUGGUCUGCAGAUCAUACCGAAAUUGAUAACGGACCAAGAAAACUCACGGUUAACGGACAUUCCAUCUCUUACAGAAGUUAAAGACAUAGUCUUUGCUAUGGACGGAGAGAGCACAGCAGGGCCGGACGGGUUUACAGGGAAAUUCUUUACCUUUGCUUGGGAGGUAGUGGCUUUGGAUAUAUACCGUGCGGUUAUCAGCUUUUUCUGCGGCGCUGAACUACCUAGGAGUAUCACGGCUACUUCAAUUGUGUUGUUACCCAAAGUGGAGAACCCCCAAGAUUUCAAGCAAUUUCGGCCAAUCAGUCUAUGUAACUUCACUAACAAAAUCAUUUCCAAACUAUUAUCGACAAGAUUGGCGAUAAUAUUACCCCGGAUUAUAUCUCCACAGCAAAGUGGGUUUGUCCAAGGGAGGCAGAUUACAGAUAAUUUCUUGUUAGCCCAAGAGUUAGUAGCGGAUAUUAAAAAAUCAAAUCGGGGUGGCAACGUGGUCAUCAAGUUAGAUAUGAUGAAGGCUUAUGAUAGAGUCUCAUGGCCCUUUCUACUACAGGUGUUACGGUAUUUCGGGUUCAGUGAAACUUGGAUAGACAUGAUAUGGCGCUUAAUAUCGAAUAUUUGGUUUUCGGUGCUUGUAAAUGGCGGUUCACACGGCUUUUUCAAAUCUUCACGGGGUUUACGGCAAGGAGAUCCCAUUUCACCAGCCUUAUUCGUUAUUGGAGCUGAGUUGUUGUCUCGAGCCCUCAACAAGCUACCCACACAGAGAGGAUUUACUCCGUUUAAAGUGCCUCCUCAUUGUCCUAUAAUUACGCAUUUGGCAUUCGCCGAUGACGUGAUUAUCUUUUCUAGUGGCAGCAGGUCAUCCCUACAUUUGAUUAAACGAGUUCUGGAAGAUUAUAGUGAGGUAUCAGGUCAGCGGCUCAACCCUCAGAAGAGUUGUUUCCUUACUCAUCCACGCUCACCAGCUCAGAGGACAGCGGUUGUUAACCAGGUAUUGGGAUAUAAUAGAAGAGUAUUUCCGAUACGGUACCUUGGUUGUCCCUUAUAUGACGGAAGGAGUAAGACGAUUUACUAUACGGAUACAUAUAAUGCGGUGGCGAAUCGCAUUUUGUCUUGGAAGAACCAGAUUUUAUCGUCAGGGGGCAAGGUGGUAUUGAUUCAGAGCGUGUUAGCCUCUAUGCCAAUUCAUUUGCUGGCAGCCGCGUCCCCUCCAAAAGGGAUGUUGAUGGCCCUAGAGAAAUUGUUUGCCAAGUUCUUGUGGGGAUCCUUGAAUUUGGGGAACAAGUACCAUUGGAUCAGUUGGGCAGAUCUGUGUCGGCCGAAGGAUGAAGGGGGUGUAGGCCUGCGGGGGUUGAUGCAGGUCUACGACUCAUUUUCCAUUAAACUCUGGUGGAAAUUCCGGCAACAGCAAUCAUUAUGGGCAAAGUUUAUGCUCCAAAAGUAUUGUGCAGGGCAGCACCCUUGUCUUGCUGAUAUUGGUCAUCGGGGAUCCCAGGCUUGGAGGAGGAUGGUCACAAUGCAGCGUUUUGGGGAGGAGAAUAUUACUUGGAUAGUUCGUGAGGGUGCUUUGGAUUUUUGGCAUGACAAUUGGAUGGGGUCAGGAGCGCUUUGCAACAAGGUGGAUGUCUUCCAUGAUCAUUCCGUGGUUGAUUUUGUAGAUCGACGGGUCUGGAAUGUGGGCAUGCUCCAUCAAUUCUUAGAUGGAGAACUGGUUAGGCAGGUUCUGGAGCUUGAUCCUCCUUCAGGUAGGGGCAAUGACAGAAUGGUGUGGACAUUAACGAACUCGGGUGUUUUUUCCACUGCAUCGGCUUACUCAUUGAUCAGUCAUUCCAAUGACACCUCUUGGCUUUUUGCCCGUAUAUGGCAGCAAGGCCUUCCAGUCAAGAUCUCUUUUUUUAUGUUACGACUACUACAGGGGAGGCUCCCUCUUAUGGAUCGACUAAAGAGGUUUGGGGUCUAUGGCCCAUCUAAAUGCUUCUGUUGUCAGAACCCUCAGGAAGAGGCCUUGAAUCAUGUAUUUUGCUCAGGAGAAGGGGCACGAUCGGUCUGGCGUCACUUCGAGAGUACUGCUGGUGAAUUUAGUGGGGUGCAUACAACACGUCACAUGGUGUGGUCUUGUUGGGUAAGGAGGGGAACUAAUGACCGUGUAAAAUUUUUACAAAAUAUACUUCCUUCGGUAGUAUGCUGGGUUUUGUGGAAAAUAAGGAAUGAAGGGGUGUUUGAAGAUCGGAAGAUGAGGAUAAGGGAUACGGUGACUCGGAUUGUUCAGCUUCUUCAUGAUUUUCUUCAAUCACGGUUCCCGGGGGUGCAGUGUUCUGCUCCUACAUGGGAAGGGUUACUUCUCGAGUUGGGUAGUCAUCAAAGGCGGAUGAUUAUUAAGCCAGUUUAUUGGGUAACUCCGUGUGGAGGUUAUAAGUUGAACUCAGAUGGAUGCUCUCGGGGAAACCCAGGAAGGAGUGGGGGGGGUGGACUUGUGCGAGACAGUCGAGGAAAUUUUGUAUUUGGAUACGCGGAGCCCUUCGGAGUGAUAACUAGCAUGCAAGCAGAACUUCGAGCGUUGUUAUGGGGAGUUAGACAUUGUGUGAUUCGAGGGUACUUGGAGUUACACUUAGAGGCAGAUUCUCUCACCCUGGUUCAGAUUGUUCAAGGGACUAGUGCGUGUCCUUGGCGUCUACAGAGAGAUCUGGAUGAGUUGAUGAUAUUCAAGCAGUCUUUCCAAUCCAUCACACACUGCUACAGAGAAGCAAACACACCGGCAGAUCAUCUGGCAAAUUUUGGUGCUGAUGCUUGCGCAGGUCAUGUGUUUAAUACAUUUUCAGAUUUACCACUAUUGGUCAGGGGGGCUAUUAGAUUAGAUCGAUUGGGACUUCCUACGUUUCGUACACGGUGUCUGGCAUGA